Molecule: messenger RNA, 201 nt
Organism: Penicillium chermesinum
Lineage: Eukaryota; Fungi; Ascomycota; Eurotiomycetes; Eurotiales; Aspergillaceae
Exons: 1
Coding region: 1-201 (66 amino acids)
Source: RefSeq, a predicted model, not a curated record
AUGUCUGAUAAGACGUUUGUUCCUCCUAAAGGGUUUCAAGACAGGGCAGCGGCCGAUGCAGCUGGGAAGAUCUCUCAGGAGAAGCGCAAGCAAAACAAGCAAGAGGCAAAAGUUGAGAGGGACAAGGCAGCGGCAGAAGCAGCCGGCAAAAGUUCCCAGGAGAAGCGCACGGGAAACAUUUAUGAUAUGUACAAACGUUGA